AUGGCGUCAGGUGUAGCCGUGAAGACGAAACGGAAAGGAAAAGACAAUGUUACAGCCUACAGUGAGUUGGCUAUGCGAGGGAAUGCAUUUGUGCUGGAGUAUUGCAGGACCUCCAUGUCUGCUCUGUCUGGGGCAGCGGCGGGAAUCCUGGGACUAACAGCACUUUAUGGCUUUGCAUUUUACUUUGUCACUUCCGUUCUUUUAUCAGUUAUGCUGUAUUUCAAGGCAGGAUCAGCUUGGCACAAAUACUUUGUGAACAGACGAGGCUUGUUUAUAAAUGGAUUACUUGGUGGACUAUUUACAUAUAUCCUGGUUUGGACAUUUUUAUACGGGAUGGUGCAUGUCUACUGAUGAAGUGUAACUAAAUUGACACCAAACUUCUGCCAAAACAUCUACAAAGUCUCCAGUCUCCACUGGUCUGUAAGACUGAUAAACAUAUGUAGUAAGGGAGACAAAUAAGAUACAUCUACAUCGUGUCUAUAUUAAUUACAAGGAUGCUGUGUUUAACUUUUCAAAACCACAGUUAUUUAUACUGUUAAAGGUCUGCCAUAUCUGAGUGACAGAACUGAGGUGACCAUUUCCAGAUCAAUAAUAAUAGGUUGUUUGUACUUUGACAAAGACAGUGAAAGUUUUAACAGGCUGUGAGAUUACAACCUACAGCUUGUUUUCAGUGGAAAAGUACAAAGAAUUUCCUAAAGUGUACUAGUCAGAUUUAUUUCAUCGAUAUUUCUUUGUCCUGUAAAUCUUGUAUAAGUUUGUGUAAUACCAUAACAUGCACUCGACUGUGUUCAGAGUCCGUUCUAGGUCUGUUGACUUCCUCUUUAUGUUUGACUGUGUAAAUAUGUAUCAGAUAUAGGUUUCAUUUCCUGUCUACAAGGAUAAAGUUUUCUAUAUCUGUUAUAUGUUUAGGAUUUCUGGAAGAUUUUCUGGCUGGAUAAUUUUUUUUAUGUUAUACAAAACACUAUCAUACUCCUUCUGCAGAUGUCGCCUUGAUCUACAUUACAAUUGUUGUGGUGAUGGAAUAACUAUUAUCUUUUUCAUUCAAUAAAUUUUUGAAUCCCUGAUUUAUUUUAUGAAGAGUAAGAGAGUUUGGUGAUAGUUUUAUCAUGUUUGAGUGCAAUAAAUGAUUAAGCUAUGGUAUGUCUGUUAGCUACAACCCUGUGUGUUAAGUGUAUGGUGUACGUUUAAUGAGCAGAUUUAUUGGGAAAAUCCUUAAACAUUCCAAUUGGGAUGUGUGCAUGUGGUGUACUUAGAGUAUGUUUUGUUACUUUAUAUAUUGUCAACUUUAUGUCCUAAUUUUCUGUCUGAUUUUUAACCAAAAGGUGUACAAACAUCCGAACUUAUAGUAAGUUGUAUUCACUGGGAAUAUGUUCUGUUUCAGCUGCUAUUGGUGUAGUAAUGAAAUAGAAUCCUGCUUACCAAGAGCUUCCUAUUUCUAUGGUAAAUUAGUUUAUAUGUUUCUAACUUAACUGUCAUAACAAGUUCAUUAAUCGACCCUGUUAAGACAAACUUGUACAAUAGGUGAUUUCUGAGGUAACACAAGUUCAUUAAUCUUCUCUGUUAAGACAAACUUGUACAACAGGUAAUUUCUGAGGUAACACAAGUUCAUUAAUCUUCUCUGUUAAGAUAAACUUGUACAACAGGUAAUUCCUGAGGUAACACAAGUUCAUUAAUCUUCUCUGUUAAGAUAAACUUGUACAACAGGUAAUUUCUGAGGUAACACAAGUUCAUUAAUCUUCUCUGUUAAGACAAACUUGUACAACAGGUAAUUUCUGAGGUAACACAAGUUCAUUAAUUGGCUCUGUUAAGAUAAACUUGUACAACAGGUGAUUUCUGAGGUAACACAAGUUCAUUAAUCUUCUCUGUUAAGACAAACUUGUACAACAGGUGAUUUCUGCAGUACAACUGUACAGAAGUAUUACAUUUAGCAUUUUUGGAUGAAUUUUUAGAUAUUGAUAAUAAACAGAUAUAAUAAACAGUGUACAUUUUAAA
Ylistrum balloti is the source of this 1992-nucleotide messenger RNA. RefSeq names its product ER membrane protein complex subunit 6-like. Gene Ontology annotation, biological process: protein folding in endoplasmic reticulum; autophagosome assembly. Lineage: Eukaryota; Metazoa; Mollusca; Bivalvia; Pectinida; Pectinidae. Gene Ontology annotation, cellular component: EMC complex; membrane; endoplasmic reticulum. The coding region runs from base 1 to 351 and encodes 116 amino acids. The record is from RefSeq and is a predicted model, not a curated record. The transcript is spliced from 5 exons.